ACGCGGUCGUCAGGGUACGAGUUGAAGCCACUUGUACCUGCGGAUACCCUAACCAGACGGUUUAUCACAUGUUCAUGGAGUGUCCUGAUCUUCAUGAUGCAAGGUUACUGUUGAUUCGGAAGGUCAAGCAUUUCCGAUGGGAGACGCUUCUGACGACCGACCUGAAGAUUGCUGUUCACUGGGCCAUGAUGUACUUCAGGCUUGAACAGUUUUCGAUAGCUCGACUAGACUCUAUGUUCUAUGUCAACGCUGGAGGCUCUUAAGCCUCUACGUACGGGUCUUGGAAGACGAUGAGGUUGCCGGACCAGGUCCACCCACAACUCAAUCCUUGCAUUACUUAUAGCCCUUUGUUGGUUUAUGCCUUCUUCAUCUAUUCCAUUUCGCGUCUUUGGGGUUCCUCGUUAGGUCAUUAGCCUGACUACGUACGAGGCCCUUGUUUAUAUUGAUGGUGCACUGAUGUUUGGCUGAUCCGUUGAGUCUGUCACGUGCUGUGUCCCGUGACCCAUUUGACCCUCCUUACGCCGCCGACGCCGACGUCACGACUUCAGGUCUUUGACUUUAGGCAACUGAACUCACACAAA
Messenger RNA from Fusarium oxysporum Fo47, 581 nucleotides. RefSeq lists its product as uncharacterized. The record is from RefSeq and is a predicted model, not a curated record. The transcript is spliced from 3 exons. NCBI's taxonomy places the organism in Eukaryota, Fungi, Ascomycota, Sordariomycetes, Hypocreales, Nectriaceae. The coding region runs from base 69 to 263 and encodes 64 amino acids.